Messenger RNA from Entrophospora candida, 374 nucleotides. The record is from the annotation of a GenBank genome assembly. Lineage: Eukaryota; Fungi; Glomeromycota; Glomeromycetes; Entrophosporales; Entrophosporaceae.
AACUCUAUUUAAAUUCAUUAGAAAGAAAUUAUGGUGCUUAUGGCAAUAAUAAUAAUCAUCACUCAUGGACUUUAAUGAACUAUGGAUCACCAACAAUAAAAAACUCUUUGUUAUCAUCGUCACGUAGAAGAAAAGUAGAUUGGGGGGAAGAUUCAAAUCGUGCCAUUAAAAACCAAAAGAUUCAAAAAACAACUGUUGGUCCAUGGAAAGAAAAUAUUGAUGCUUUUUCCUCUUUUUCAUCUUCAUUGUCAUCAAAGGAUUUGAUUGAAUGUCCAGGAACCCCACCAAACCAAAUUCGAUCAAUUAAUGACAUGAAAACACCAGAUACUGCAUUUUCAUUAAGUGAAUAUUUGAAUAUGUCUCCUAUGCAAUAG